AUGCCGGGAUUUGAACCCCGGACAUCUGCCUUGCGUGACGAGCGUCACUACUCUCAAUUUUCACGUCUGAACGGGCGAACGUGUUCACACUUGAGCGAUGCGAUUGGUGUGCCCGACUCAUCGAACGGCGACCCAGUACACUCUGUGGGGACUGCGAAUCUGGAAAAAGUUCAGCAAUUUCGCGUAUGUGCUUACCUUGCAAGUACAAAGCGUCGUACUUACAAAUCAGAGCUUGGGUUAGGCAAGUCCCUCGGUUUAGACCGUAUCAAAUCAAUACUCUCAAUUUUCACGUCUGAACGGGCGAACGUGUUCACACCUGAGCGAUUGGUGUGCCGUGCCCGACUCAUCGAACGGCGACCCAGUACCUGUCCUGGUUGUGACGAUCGACUAAUCCGCCAGUCAGGUAACGUGUCACACGCUUGA
Opisthorchis viverrini is the source of this 423-nucleotide messenger RNA. RefSeq lists its product as hypothetical. The coding region runs from base 1 to 423 and encodes 140 amino acids. The transcript is spliced from 4 exons. The record is from RefSeq and is a predicted model, not a curated record. NCBI's taxonomy places the organism in Eukaryota, Metazoa, Platyhelminthes, Trematoda, Opisthorchiida, Opisthorchiidae.